Molecule: messenger RNA, 2046 nt
Organism: Fusarium fujikuroi IMI 58289
Lineage: Eukaryota; Fungi; Ascomycota; Sordariomycetes; Hypocreales; Nectriaceae
Exons: 2
Coding region: 1-2046 (681 amino acids)
Biological process (GO): positive regulation of transcription by RNA polymerase II
Cellular component (GO): nucleus
Molecular function (GO): zinc ion binding; transcription cis-regulatory region binding; DNA-binding transcription factor activity, RNA polymerase II-specific
Source: RefSeq, a predicted model, not a curated record
AUGUCUGGCCGUGUUGUACGACGGCGAAACGUCAAGACUCGCAACCGCAAUGGCUGCGUCACGUGCCGAGCUCGGCGGCUGAAAUGUGACGAGACAAAGCCAGAAUGCAAUAACUGCACACGCUUGUACAUGCCAUGCGGUGGUUAUGCAAACCAGAUCAUCUUCAAAGAUCAGAACAAGCUGUUCGCUCAUGACUCUCCCCGCAGGACACGGUCAGGCCAAGCGAUAGCCGAGUCUUCAGACAGGCGAGGUAGUGUUGAAGAUGCACCACAAGGCGAAGAAGAACAGAGUCCGGCACCUGAGUACUAUUCUUCGUAUGUAGCUCCAGCACCAGAGUUGCAGAAUGAUACCAUUGCGGCUCAAACCCCUUCUUACGAUGCUGGUCAGGCAAAUAAUAGCUCCGACGUAACUGCCGCACUUUCUUCUUCUGAUACACCCGCGGCUUGGGACUCUGGAUUAAUACCUGACGCCGAUGUUGACGCGCCGGCACUGGCUGGAAGUAUCCGUGGGGGCUUACCAUACAUCGUGUCACCAGUUGCUACAUCGGACCAAAGUCACCAAACUUCUUUCCCAUUCUUCGGGCCAUUGAGCGUCUCAUCUCCACAGCUAGCUUCAAGAACACAGGUUCCGACCCCGAGAAGUAGUCAAUUCUUCAAUGGACUUCACACUGCGCCGAUCAUCCCUCAAGGGCUUCUUGAGAGCAUGAAGUUUCCCGAGGAUAUGCUCUACUACCAUCACCUUCGGGAUACAUCGCCAUACGGUGUCCUCACACUCCUAUAUCUAAACGAUAUCAUGGAUGCCGGGUUUCUCAGUGCAUCAUUUUACCAUGCCGCUUUAGCCUUGUCAGCUCUCAAAGUCUCCAAGUCCAACAUGGGACAGCAGCUACGGAGUCAGGCAGCGAUACACGCACUAGAACACUUUGUCAUAGCUCUAGGAGAUGUUGGGAACAUUCCGAUAGAGGAUAUGAACCCAGACAUGCCGACACCGGGAAACGAACACGGCCCUGGGAGACGAGAGAAGAUUGUGUCUUGGCUUAGUACAGUCUUGUUACUGGCACACUUUGAACUAAGAAGAGCGCAGAUGAGGCUAUGGUGCGUACAUGGUCGCGCAGCGGUCGAGUUCCUGUCGACCCAUCUGAGCCUUGUGAGGGAGACAACUAUUGGAGAAUCUCUGGUCUCGGCUUUCUCAAGGAUAGCAGCCCUUUUGGAGAUCUAUGAGGGGACACAUUCGAUCCAGGAGCAAGUUGUAUCAUCUGAGGCGUCACGGUCUCUCGUCCAGUAUCUCGCUGGCUCUACGCUGCCCUAUGAUAGGCUGCUCUACAUCAUGCCCAGAGUGAAUGAUUUGGAAGAGAAAUGGAGGUCCAAUCUUCGACCAGGCGCGGAGUGGGAUCAGCGUGUUGACGAACUUAGACUUGAGCUCGAACAAUGGCGAGCUAGCCUAUUGCCGGAAGACAUCCCUGACUUCGACGGCGAGGGGCCAGAGGCAGACAUCAAUAUGAGGCCCCUAACGCUUCUUUCCGCCCCGGAACCAGUCAGGCCGGCUACAAGCUUUACGCAUUACCUCGUAUCUACGCUUCGACUUGACCUGAUGUACUCCCCAGAAUCAGGCCCCAGACUCUCUCCCUCUGAACGAUCAGCCAUAUUGCGCAAGAUCUGUCGCCUUGCAGCCGGCCUUCCGUAUGACCUCUCCGUUAUCGUCAACAACUACGGAUAUGGAAUGCUCCCUGCGAUGCUCAACGCCUACCAUAUGUCCGAUGCUGUUAUAGCAAACUGGAUCAAAGGAUGGGUUGCGUCUAGGCCUGACACAAGAGAAGGCAUUUGGGACAUAGAGCGCGUCCAGAGAUUGAUAGCGUAUCUAGAUAAGGAGUAUAAUAGUGAGGGAUCAAGAUCUGGAUGGACUGUAAUCAAGACUCGGAUGGUAGACGCGGAAGAGAACCGAGAGGACGCGCAGCAAAAUACGAGAGAAGAGCAAUCUCGAAGUUUUUGCGUAGAGAUAUCCUGCAAGGGAAAACGUGGUUGGAGCAUUGACUUUGUCGAGAUAGAAUAG